Molecule: messenger RNA, 939 nt
Organism: Suillus plorans
Lineage: Eukaryota; Fungi; Basidiomycota; Agaricomycetes; Boletales; Suillaceae
Product: het-c2 protein
Exons: 5
Coding region: 35-712 (225 amino acids)
Biological process (GO): intermembrane lipid transfer; ceramide transport
Cellular component (GO): cytosol; membrane; cytoplasm
Molecular function (GO): ceramide 1-phosphate transfer activity; ceramide 1-phosphate binding
Source: RefSeq, a predicted model, not a curated record
GUUAGCAACUCAAUUUCAUUUUCGAUCCUCCACCAUGGCACCCUUCCUUGAAACAGUCAAGUCGUUUAAUGAUGUGCCAAUCACCGACGAUGGCGUCAACACUGUCGCAUUCCUCGAAGCUGGUGACGGUGUCGUUCGCAUGCUCAAGGAACUCACUAGCCUUAUGAGCUCCGUUGGCUCCGGGGCAUUCUCGCCCGUCAUCAAUGACAUCCAGGGUAACAUCACAAAAGUUCGUGAACGGCACGAUGCGACUCCCUCGCAGUCCGGAACGUUGGAGGUGUUAGUGACCAACGAGAAAAGCAACAAAGUAGGAAGCGCAACAGAGGGCCUAAUGUGGCUGCUUCGUUCCCUGGCGUUCACAGGCAAAUCCCUUCAGCAAGCGCAGAGCAACCCAUCAGAGGAUCUCAAAGUUGCCUUCACGAAGGGAUAUAAUGUCACCCUUGGGCCUAUUCACCGUGGUUCUGGAAUAUUCAGCAUACAAGGGGCCAUCAUGAGAGCGGCAGGCUUGAUGUUCAACACUGCGAUUGGAUAUUGCCCGCCUCGCAAGAGCUUCUACGAGAAGCUUGCAGCUAACCCGAAUGGAGAGCCGUGCUCGCAGGAGGUGCUUGACAAGCAGCUCAACGAUUGGAUCACCGGCCUGGAUACCAUUAUCACGAGGAUGGACAAGUUCUACACACAGGGGAAGCAUGGAGAGAUAUUCAAGUCUGCAUGAAGUUAUAGAUCAGCAUAUCGGCAAUAAGCCGCGCAUUGUGCAUUGUACGGAUAAAUCAUCAGUGGUGUGCGUCGUUGGAUUCUUUUUGUGAAUACACGGACUUGAAGCUUGGAGUACUAUUAAUCUUCGAGAUCACUGUCAGGAAAUGCGUGCUUUGUUCACUCAGCGUCUUGACGUUCCCCGAAACAAGCAACCCAUGUAAAUCAUACAUGCCUGUUAGCUCGGUG